Fusarium keratoplasticum is the source of this 249-nucleotide messenger RNA. RefSeq names its product Mitochondrial import inner membrane translocase subunit. The coding region runs from base 1 to 249 and encodes 82 amino acids. The record is from RefSeq and is a predicted model, not a curated record. Lineage: Eukaryota; Fungi; Ascomycota; Sordariomycetes; Hypocreales; Nectriaceae. The transcript has 2 exons.
AUGGAUUCCAGCCAAGUCAAGCAGGCCGUUAUGAAGCAGGUCCAGCAGGAGGCCAACCUUGUCAACGCUCGGGCCCUUAUCGAGAAACUCCAGGAGAACUGCUUCGAAAAGUGUGUCCCCAAGCCCGGAUCUUCCCUCUCGAGCAGCGAGACGACCUGCAUGACCAGCUGCAUGGAGAAGUACAUGGCCGCCUGGAACAUGGUCAACUCGGCCUAUAUCGCCCGGUUAAAGCAAGAGUCCGGUCAUUAA